Triticum dicoccoides is the source of this 1189-nucleotide messenger RNA. RefSeq lists its product as uncharacterized. NCBI's taxonomy places the organism in Eukaryota, Viridiplantae, Streptophyta, Magnoliopsida, Poales, Poaceae. Bases 1 to 873 code for a protein of 290 amino acids. The record is from RefSeq and is a predicted model, not a curated record. The transcript is spliced from 3 exons.
AUGGCGAUGCUGUCUCUACCUUCUCCAGUCUUGCAGUACGAGGAAGCACCCAGGUACCGUGUAAAAAAACGAUUCGCUCGUUCACAUGACCCGAAUGGACGGACGCAACGCCGGGUCUCUGCCUGCCCCAAUCUCGACUCAGACCAUAGUCCUCCGGCGAUCUCGGCUUCCUCUUCCUCAACACCUGCGCCGCCUGGUCCACGGGAGACAGUCCCACCCCCGCCAGUGCCGCCUCGCUCUCCCCGCUCGCGGCCACCUCCAACGCCUCCUCCCACGCCUACGCCCACCCCGGAUCCCACCUUCUUCGACGACGUCGUCGACGUCGUUGCCAACAAAUACGGCUGGGACCUCGACGCCGAGGUCCGGGUCUGGCCGCUCGAUGCCGAGGACGCGCUCGUUGGCGCCGUGCAGCGCUACGAGUUUCGCGCCCGCGCGGGGGGCGCCACGGUCGCGCUGGCGUGGGCCUCUGAUGGGGCAGUCGACUGGAGCCGCCCCGACGCCCCCGUGGUGGAGGAGGUGGUCGGGCUCGACGGGGUCGAAUUCGUCGCCGGCGACGACACUCUGAGGUUCGGCUUCGGCGUCGAAGGACCUGAAUCCUUAAUUGCAGAACCAAAACAGAGCAAGAGCAGUUUGUGUUUACAAGCGGGAGAGAGAAAAGGGAUUGGGGAGGCGGGGGCCAAGCCAAAUCAAUCAUUCAGGAUGACGAGUUUCUGGAGCCAAAUCGACAUGCGCCCUAUCCUCCUCCCGAAUUCUGCUCCUCCAGUGCACAACAUCAUCCCUACAGCACUUCAGCGUGGCCUCCAGGGAAGGAGAAGCCCCUGUGAACACCACCGUCCACCGGUAGAUAUGUAUGCUUCUGCUUGGUACAUGUGAACAGGGAGACAAGGAAUGGAAGCUGCAGCGGUAGUCGGCUGGUGGCCACACAUUGGCAAUCACUGCUUAGAUACGUGACUCCGGUCACCCAUUGUGAGCAGACUUUGGUCUUGAUAUGUUAGUCCAAGUGGAUAAAGAUUAUUAGGUGUUUAAUGUGAUGUGACUUCAUUGGUUGGACGUCAAUUAGGAUAUAUGUAGUACAUAGCCACCUAUGAUUUUUUCGAGUUGCCAUAUGAUGGAAAUCAGUAGCUUGAUUUGCUGUUCAACUACGUUUAGGAUAUGCGUGUGUGCGCGCUUUUGCUCAUUCUCACGAAAA